UAUGAUGAUCGACACCUCCUAGCAAAUUCAAGGCUAGUACCAUAUGAACAGAGAUUUCCUACUGAAACUCUGCAAAUGUGAAUAUGCAGUUGACUAGCGAUCAGUUUCUCUCAGACUUGUGAUUAAGAAACACUUGCAACAGAUUUGUGUUUGUAAUUGACAUUUGGAUAUCUAUUAAUUAAAGUGAUGUUAACAUGGCGACAACAUCGGCCGUUUACGUACAAAAUGCAUGCAAAUCCUACGGCAAAAGAGAAGUUUUAAAAAACCUGUGCAUGCACGUGCCGAAAGGAAGCAUCUAUGGUCUUCUCGGAUCAAGCGGUUGUGGCAAAACCACCCUCCUUAGUUGUAUAGUGGGACGACGGCAACUAAAUUCUGGAGAAAUAUGGGUCCUGGGAGGGAAACCCGGAACCGUAGAAAGCGGUGUUCCAGGACCAAAAGUCGGAUACAUGCCUCAAGAGAUCGCUUUAGUGGGUGAGUUUACGGUAAAGGACGCUAUAUACUAUUUUGGGCGCAUUUUCAACAUGCCAGAGAAGAAAAUUGACGAGAGGUUUAACGAAUUGUCGAACUUAUUGGAUCUACCACCGGCUGACAGAUUUAUAAGAAACUGUAGUGGGGGUCAGCAAAGACGAGUUUCCUUUGCUGCUUCUAUGGUCCAAAUGCCCGAAUUGCUGAUUCUAGACGAACCUACAGUAGGUGUUGACCCGAUUCUGCGAGAACGGAUAUGGGACUAUUUACUUUCCAUAACAAGUAAAACAAGUACGGCUGUGAUUAUUACAACUCAUUAUAUAGAAGAAGCCCGACAGGCUAGUCUGAUCGGCUUAAUGCGCAACGGUCGCCUCCUGGCCGAAGAAUCCCCCCCCAAACUUCUCCGAAUGUUCAACACCGAAGUCCUAGAAGAAGUAUUUUUCAUCCUCAGCCAAAGACAAAACGAUGGACAAUUAAAUGAGAUUUUACCAAGCAACUCUCCUCUACCAAUCCAAAAUUCGAACACCGACAUUAGCUUAGCCUCGUAUGAUACAACUCGCGCAUCCACAGACGUCCUCACACCCAAUGCAAAAGAGAAAAAACCAAAAAAGGUCGGCGGCUAUAGCUUGAAUGGACGGCGAAUGAAGGCUCUUCUAGAUAAAAACUGGAAGCAAUUUUAUAGAAACAUAAGUGGGAUGAUCUUCGUGUUUUUAUUUCCUAUAGUACAAAAUGUUGCGUUUCUUCUUGCCGUUGGACCUGAUCCGAAGAACAUCGGACUAGCUGUUGUGAAUCAAGAGAGCAUGACGACCCUCUGCCACAAUUUUUCGAUGAUGGAUACCGCGAUUCCUUACGAUUAUUCUAGUUGUCACUACAGGAACCUGAGUUGUCGGUUUUUGUCGUAUAUUGAAGACCCUAUGCUCCAUAAAAUCAGGUACGACGAUCUGUCGGAGGCUAUGGCAGACGCGAGGCAUGGGAAAGUCGUCGGGGUGAUGUUUCUGGCUGAGAAUUUUACUGAGUCGUUUGAGGCGAGAAUUGAAAAAGGGAGAAGUGUAGAUCCGGCCGCUUUGUCGCUAAGUGAGAUUAAAAUCUGGCUGGAUAUGUCAAAUCGACAAAUCGGAGCUACUAUAAAGUAUAAGCUUCUGGCGCUCUAUAGGGAUUUCCAGAAGGAUCUGAUGAAGGAUUGUAAUUAUGACCCAAAAAUGGCGGACUUUUUUAAUUUGACGACAUAUUAUGGAAACGAAGAUGAUACUUUCACUGAGUAUAUGACACCGGGACUUAUAAUAACAAUUAUGUUUUUCAUGAUGACCUUGAUGACGUCCCAGAUAAUAGUUACCGAUCGAUGUGAAGGACUCUGGGACCGUUCCAUCAUAGCAGGAGUUUCUUCCCUUGAGAUUUCUAUAACCCACUUCAUCAUGCAAAUUGGUAUCGUCAUAGUUUACACCGCAACAGUUUUAAUUAUUACCUUCUGGCUAUUUCACUUGAAAUAUGUGGGAAGUAUGUGGAUUUUGGCACUGCUCACUUUCCUUCAAGGCAUCAACGGAGUUGGUUAUGGUUUCUGGAUAUCCAUAGUAUCUUAUAACGUAAGCAUGGCGAAUGUUAUAACCACUGGUAGUUUCUACAUAAUGAUUUUGAUCUGCGGUAGUUUGUGGCCCAUCGAAGGCAUGCCGGUUUUCCUCCAGUGGAUAUCACGCUGCUUACCGUUCACAAUAGCCAUGGAUUCUUUCCGCAACGUGAUGCAAAAAGGUUGGCCCAUAGUGAAUUUCCAAGUCUGGAACGGUAUGGCCAUAGAAGUUAUCUGGAUCAUAAUUUUCGCAAUAGUGAACACCAUUCUAAUACAAUCCAAACGAUAGGAUAAAUGGACAUUUAGUGUAAUUUAAAAAAUCACAAUCACGUGAUUAGUGUAGUACUUGUAUUUCAAAAAUAUAUCAAUAAAGCUGUUGUACUUU
Zophobas morio is the source of this 2411-nucleotide messenger RNA. RefSeq names its product ABC transporter G family member 20-like. Gene Ontology annotation, molecular function: ABC-type transporter activity; ATP binding; ATP hydrolysis activity. The record is from RefSeq and is a predicted model, not a curated record. NCBI's taxonomy places the organism in Eukaryota, Metazoa, Arthropoda, Insecta, Coleoptera, Tenebrionidae. The transcript has 13 exons. Bases 195 to 2315 code for a protein of 706 amino acids. Gene Ontology annotation, cellular component: membrane.